AUGGGCCGCCGUGCCAAGUAUCUCAACAAAGAAGAUAAGCAAGCAGCAAAGAAAUGCCAACGAGCCGCAUAUAGGCAUACGGAGGCCGGAAAACAGGCGCAGGCGCAAAGCAACCACAGGAGCUAUGUUCGUAGCAAGGGACUGCAUGCGAGUCCUUUCUACGGGCUGGUAACUGAGGAGCUGCCCAAGGAGUUGAUCACAAUGGCACAGCAGCCGUUCCUUUGCGAGUCGGCUCGCAACGGCAUCAGCGACAUAGGCUUAAGCCGGUCUCCUUACGAAUUCCACUUCAACCCGCUUGUUGAGGAGCCAACGGACAUCAAUCCCUUCGAGCCCGAAGGGUAUCUCAGCGAGGAGAGGCUCACUCACGAACAGUUCAGAAGACAACUCAACGCGAUGGAGUUCAAUUACAUGGUAUCAGCGGGGAUGGAGCGCCUACGGAAAUGGGAGGAUGCAGCUCACUGUGCGCCGGUUGGUACGACCGAGCAGGUAGCGUCCAAUAUGUUGCAGGAGGUUCGCGCGAGGGUCUUGGCAUGGAAGAAGGCAGAUGCAGAGGUUAAGCCGCACUCAGAGGGCGAGGGUGAGGAGAGCGUUGCACGGAUGGCUUACUUGGACUGGGGAGCGAAACAUAUAUGUUGCCUUCUGAAGGAAUUGCAGGACAUACGCAACGCACCUAUGCCAUUAGAUUUGAACCAGAUGUAUCGUUGCGGCGGGUUCCCGUGGCAGAGUAUGAACAUGAUGCAGUAG
Molecule: messenger RNA, 744 nt
Organism: Rhodofomes roseus
Lineage: Eukaryota; Fungi; Basidiomycota; Agaricomycetes; Polyporales; Fomitopsidaceae
Exons: 2
Coding region: 1-744 (247 amino acids)
Source: RefSeq, a predicted model, not a curated record